This is a messenger RNA of Pollicipes pollicipes, 1774 nucleotides long. RefSeq lists its product as uncharacterized. The record is from RefSeq and is a predicted model, not a curated record. The transcript is spliced from 2 exons. Bases 302 to 1624 code for a protein of 440 amino acids. NCBI's taxonomy places the organism in Eukaryota, Metazoa, Arthropoda, Thecostraca, Pollicipedomorpha, Pollicipedidae.
GUGCAUCCGGCGUCAGCAAAGGCCGCCAGUCAGCUCCAGCGCCGGCACGACCAGCAGCGCAGCACGCCAGCACGCUUCCCCCAGCGCCGGGACCGACAGGACCAACAAUCCAGCACGCCUCCCCCAGAGCUGGGGCUGACACAGUCGCCGGCCCAUGGCUACUCGCUGUGCAGCGUUACGUGACACCUUAUCGUCACCGCUGGGAACCACGCACCUCGCCCGCCUGGGAGUCACGCAGCUGCCCGAUAAUCGCGAUACUACUUAGCGUCGCCUGCUCGGCGGCGGCGCUCACUGCCUCACCAUGCCGCAUCGCCUUCUGAUCUGCGCGCUGGCCUGCGCGCUGGCCGGCCAGACGGCGGAGGCGCAGAUGGUGGACCCGCCCCGCUCGCUGGGCGAGCUCCGCCUGAAGAACGCCGCCUUCGUCGAGGUAUACUCGAGCCAGAAGGGCGACGGUGACGAGGUGGACCGGCAGACGCUGUACGUCAGCAGCUUCAACCCGGGGAACAUCAUCGGUGACGACCUCGUCUACUACCUGAGGGCGCCCGGCAGGCAGCUGGACACCGUGGCCGACUGGGACAUGCAGGUCCUGGACCACCAGGCCGACUGGACCAACGACAUCUGCUACACGCCGUCGGAGGCGACCGGAUUCGAGGGUGUGGUGGUCACGUCCGGUUUCCUGGUGCCGUUCAAGACCCACGGCCGGCUCCAGCUGUACAACACGGAGACGUCGCCGCCGUCCGGACCGUACCUCCUAAGCGCGCUGGACAAGCGCGACUGGGCCUACCACCGAGCGCUGUGGCACGACAUGGACGCCGACGGCGACCUGGACCUGCUCACCGCCCGCUUCCACCAGUCGGCGCUCACGCACGUCACCACGUCCAGCCUCGCCUACCUGGAGAACAACGGCACGUCGCCGGCCGACUGGGCCCUCUGGCCGCAGCACGAGCUCGUGUCGGGCGGGCCGGAUGUCGGCUUCCGGAUGGUGCAGCUGCAGUCCGGCGGCCAGACGCACGACGUCCUGCUCGCUGGCGAGUUCUGGAACGAGCGCCUCACGCUCUACUGGACCGAGAGCGGCGACUGGUCGAAGCCCGGCGACAUCCUCUCCAGGACCAUCGACAACACCACCGGCCAGAUCUUCGACGUGUUCUACAGCGACCUGAACGGCGACGGCGUGCCCGAGGUGUGGGCGUCGGCGUUUGACCUGGCCGCCAAGAACGGCUCGCUCUACACGUGGGCCGUGCCGGAUGACUUCGCCACCGGCGAGUGGAGGCGCACCACGCUCGACACCAACUUCCACCCGAACUCGAUGCUGUUCGGCGAGACGAUGAGCCCGGGCAGCGCUGUGGCCUUCCACCCGAGCGAGACGGCGCGUGCCGCCGGCCGCAAGCCGCUCAUCCUCCUCUCCGGCGACGACGACGGCAACCACUACAUCCUGCAGCCGACCAGCCAGGCGGCCGACGACUGGACGUAUGAGCGUCAGACGGUGGUCCAGACGGGGCAGACGACGGCCGGCCAGGUGACCGUGGCCGACCUCGACGCCGACGGCUACACCGAACUCAUCCUGGCCGGCUACACCAUAGGCAAGCUGUAUGUGCUGACUUACGCGCCCGCCCCGGCUGCGUGAAGCAGAGGUCGCGACAGUACCGGUCGUGGGCUCGUGCCUGUUUUAGUUACUGAUCUGCAACUUGAGCUGGAGUCGUCGCAUGCUGUUGAUAUUGUGUCACCAUGCACUAUUUACAACCGUGUUGUUGAGUUUAAUGAAUAUACCUGACAU